This is a messenger RNA of Gadus macrocephalus (Pacific cod), 4658 nucleotides long. Its product is annotated as zinc finger protein 654-like. Gene Ontology annotation, cellular component: nucleus. The record is from RefSeq and is a predicted model, not a curated record. Gene Ontology annotation, biological process: regulation of transcription by RNA polymerase II. The transcript is spliced from 11 exons. Lineage: Eukaryota; Metazoa; Chordata; Actinopteri; Gadiformes; Gadidae. Gene Ontology annotation, molecular function: DNA binding; DNA-binding transcription factor activity, RNA polymerase II-specific. The coding region runs from base 39 to 4151 and encodes 1370 amino acids.
AACAUUGACUAUGCGCAGCGCUGGUUAGUGUAAGAAGUAUGGCGGACAUAGAAAGCGAAAGGCUAGAGUUGGCUCUGGAGAAUUUGUUUGUGAGACACUGCAGUGGGAAAUCUGCUCCGAAAAGCAAAGAAUAUUGCGGUGAAUUUUGUAAGUUGGUGGAAGAGCAUACCGGAAGAUGGCAGGUACCUCUUCCACAACUGAAAGUACUACGGUCUGCGCUCUGCAGUUUCACGACUGCAGCCGCUGUUUUUCCAGCCGAAUGUCAGCACAUCCAUUACACCCUGAGCAGCCUGGCCGUGAGCUUUUUUGAGCUAAUGCUUUUCUUCAGCAAAGAAGAGUUUUCGGAAUACCCUUUAAAAGACAUCAUCGAUUCCUUUCAGGCAUGCCAUUCACGGUUGUUGCGACAUAACAACACCUACAUGCAACAAGUGAAGCAGGUCAUCAAAGUUGGGGGACCCUGGGAAAGUCUAGUGCUUCAGGAUAUUCUGCAAGAGGCUUCUGUUCAACAAGCCGAUGUUGAGGAGUACUUCAGCUUGGAGGUCCCUCUGUUCCUGGAAUUACGUGUGCGCUACUUGCAGGCGUGUGAGCGUUUGCAGGAGGCCAUGGCCCUGGCCAAAAGCUGCAUGGAGAACAGCAAGGCUAGCAAACACCUGUACUUCCACCAGGCCUACCUCACCUGCCUCUACAAGGCCUCGCUACAUGAACACAUGCACAAGGAGAUGGCAGAGAUAGAUGGCCGUGAUGCGGUGGAGAUCAUCUGCAACACGGAGAGCGUCGAGGAGGAUGAGCUUCUGUUGUCCCUCUGCAAGGCCUUUCUAAAUCAGCAGCUGCAAAAUGGGGACAUGUACUACAUCUGGGACCUAGUCUUUUUAUGGAGCAGGCUGUUUCUCCGAGCCCAUCCGUCUGGACAGGGGUUCCUGGCGGAGUGCCAUCACUUGGUGUCGACUGCUACCAACAUAAGAGCAAUAUUCCCCUUCAUCAAAGUAGUCCAUGCUGAGCUGGGCAGUGAAGGGGAACAGUUCUGCGUGGAGGUUUGUGCCAGGGGCGUGCAGAUGUGUGAUUUGCAAGCCCAUCCAGAGAUCCACUCCUUGCUGUGCAAGACCAUAGCCUUCCUCCUGCCCUAUGACCUGGAAGUGUGUCAAGCUUGCGCGCUGCUGGUCUUCUGCCAGGAGCGCAGCCUGGAGGCCUACAAGACAGUGUGCCUACUCUACACGCAACCAGAGCAGGAGCACCACCUGCACAACAACCCUGUCCCCACCAACAUUCGCUUUUACAUCCUCCAGGUGCUAAAGGAGCGCCUUUGUUUUGAUCCCGAGUUCUGGAACCUGUUGACACUCAGGACUUAUUGUCUGGAGCUGAUCAGUGACCAGGCCAUGAAAGAGGCCGUUCUCAGCGAGAUGGAAGUGGACGAGGAACAGUACCCCGCGGAACCCAAACCAGAUGGACACACGACAGACUUUUGGGUUCACAGCUCAACCCCAAGCCUAGAUUUUGCUUCAAUCUCUCCUGGCCUACCGACACUUGAGUCCGGGGGACUAAUGGACUGUCAGCCUGAGCCGUCCAAAAAUACUCUACUAGUAAACAGGAAAAAACGCAGAAGGAAGCGGAUAUGUUUGAGACAACAGUCCUGGUCUGAUGACGAGGCAGACGUUGACGAUGACCCAGAGUUCAAAUCCAACAUUGCGUCGAACCGGGCAGAUGGUCCUCGCAAAUACUCGCUCAGGCGCAAACAUACGGUGCUGGAAAAACACAAGUCUGUCAAGCCCGAGCGCCAGAGAGAAUACCUUUCAAGAUGUGUGAAGAAUCAGAUCUUUAAAAGGAAAGGUCGAAAGAGAAGAUGGCUGCAGGGUGUUCCCAGGCUGGAUCAGGGACAAGUGCUUAAAGAUUUUACAACGGUCAAAAUAAACGGCAGAAAACGUGGACGGAAACCUUUCCCAAAGCUUGAACUUUCUUUCCCCGAUAACGAGCUGUGGCUCCAGAAUGAGAGGCAGGAUGAAUUGGAAACGACCAUGUUGGAAAGAGAGUUGUUGGAGCCUUUCUUAAGUAACCCACAUUCUGAAAUCGGAGAAAGCAUUGGACCGGAGAAGGUGACCUUGGACCAGAGUCACACACUUAAAGAAAAUGAACGUGGGACUAAGGAUGACUGUAUUCAUCUCAUUGAGCCCAAGACGGAGGCGGAACCUAAGCCUACCGAGGAAGCCUGUGGAGUGCCAGCUACCGAGUCUGAUAAUACUCUUGGUAGCGCACUUUCGGAGUCCACCAGCGUUCUCAUACAAGUGUUCCACAACUACUGUCGCCAAGAAGAAGUGUCUGGUGAUUGGGACCCACAGCCACUGGAAUCCACAACGGUUCGGUCCCAAAAUGGUGACACAAAACUGGAGGGUAGCCCUGUUCAAACAGAAGAGGAGGACUCAAAUACCCCGGCUACUAGCAAUUUAUCGUGGAGAGACCGGCUUCAUCGCACCGAGUUAUCCAGCCACCUGAGGCACUGCUGCACGCUCUGUGUGAAGGACUUCAAAGGCCUGAAUGUGAUGAGACACGCAAUCUCCCACCUGCGGGGCAAGCAACUACUGUGCAUAUUCUGUAGCAGACGGUUCAAGCAGUUCCGAAUAGCCAAAAGACACAUUCUGGAGCAUAUUGACGAGAUGCGUAAGGUCACGAGCGCCCCCGACCCGCCGGACGUUAAGGUGGUCCUCACCAGAGAAGGUAGCGUCAUCCGAAACCUCCGCAGUCUUCUUAAAAGGAGUCUUCCUGGACAAAAGACUCAUAAGAGCACCACUGGUCACCUAUGGCAGGGGGCUCCAUUCAAGGAUGAACAGGUAGUCAUCGAGGAGGACUUGGUCAUUGUGAAAGAUCCAUCUUUCUUGGAGGAGAAGGGGGAAGGCAUGGAGAAGGAGAAUCCGGUGGAUGGAAGGUGUGGCGCUGGUGACUUUAUUUAUUACCUGUGCCCCUCGGAGCGUUGUAAUAAAGUAUUUCUAAAGAUGAACGCCAUCCUACUGAAGCAUGCCAUCAAAUACCAUUUGAAAGAAGAGAAUGUGUUGGAGAAGACGUUUCUAUGGUCUAAGAGCAAAUGCACAAUCUGCGUAAGGCCGAUGGACUUCCUCCAGCAGUACAAGGAACAUAUGCAGCUCCAUGAUGCGCCCAAUUGCCACUUCUGCUACCACCAGGACUGCGAGGGUCGCUUUGUUACCGCCCUGAAACUUAAAGAGCACGUAAAGACCCACCAACCGCUCAGAGCCCAGUGCUACAACCCAGAAUGCAAACAAGUCUUCCCAAACCUCCAGGGCCUCUACGACCACGAGUGGAGACACUAUGUCCCCGCGCCGCUAAAGCAGGAGUUGGAGGCCCCGGCUAGUACUGUUAAUCAAAUCCCACAGAACUCUGAAGCGCCCUGGAAACAGCGAGUAAAGAUUGAGGAGAUCUGGCUGAGUGGCAAAGAGCAGAAAGAAAAUUCUAAAGCACAAAACCUGGAGUCGUUGGACAGUCUCCCGCUCAGAGAUGGGGAAACCGCUGAAACAGUAACGAAAGAACCCUCAGACAGCAGGCCUGCCAUGCUGUGCACGUCCGGGACAUCACCAAAGAUAAAUGAGCGUUCCGAGGGCCUAGACCACAACAUAACUCUUCUUAACGGCCAUGCAUCCGAGGUGAGGGUAGACGAAACGCAAAUGGAGCCAACCACUUCCCACAUCGCCACCCUAAUGGCUCUAGAAAACCCACUCUUCUUGGAGGAGUCGCUGAAUGUCAAAGCUUGCGUGACCAAACUGACCCAGGUCCUGGACACGCCACAGAUCACGGAGGACAGAGCCUCCAAAUGUGACGGUUGUCCGCGGGCGCACUUCCACAGCGCUCCCCAAAUCAGGUUACCGCCCUCCGCCUACCUCACGGAGACCGAGCUUAACAUGCCCAAAAGGAGAGAAGUUCCGGCGACCGCGAAGAGUACCAAAACUCUGUCAUGGAAGGCCAGGCGUGUGCAAGAAGAACAAGCGGCGGUGGCGGCGGCUCAGGCCCUCGCCGAUGCUGCCGCAAGCAACACAAGGCGGCGCUGCAGCAGAUGCCUCUCCUCCUACAAUACCCCAAAGGAACUAGAGGAACACCAAGCACUCAAUAAGUGCUCUGCACUCUUUGGUUUUGAUACAGAUGAAAGUGAUUAAAACAAUUGUAACUUUCAAAGCAGAGACGGGCUGUCCUGGCCCAACCAGGCUCAUUCAAUCUGGCCCCCUAAUCAUCCUCCUGUAUAAUUGGCUGACUCCCUCACUACACCUCAAGCUGGUGUGUGGUGAGCGUUCUGGCACCGAUUGGCUGCCGUGCAUCACCCAAGUGGGUGCUACACACUGGUGGUGGUUAGUGAGGUCCCCCCUUCACUGUAAGUGUCUUUGAGUGUCUAGAAAAGCACUAUAUAAAUUCAAUCCAUUAUUAUUAUUAUUAUUAUUAUUAUCUAUAAACCAAAUUAACCGUUUUAAAAUCGUUUGUAGUUCUCCUUGGUUAAAACAGCAUUUAAAGAAGAGUUAAAAGGUUGUGGUGGCCAGGAUUUGAAGGCGCUUUUAGACUUAACAGAAUAUGGACAACAGCCUCUUUGCUACUGAUUUGAUAUUGUAGGCACACUCAGUUCCUUGUUCCCCAAUAUGUCUCCCAUCUCUUUCAAAGCAUUAAUUCGCCCA